Messenger RNA from Protopolystoma xenopodis, 1152 nucleotides. NCBI's taxonomy places the organism in Eukaryota, Metazoa, Platyhelminthes, Monogenea, Polystomatidea, Polystomatidae. The record is from the annotation of a GenBank genome assembly.
UCUCUGAGUGCCAGUCCGGCUCCUCUCCUGCCUCAGCGCUCGUUCGGGCUGUCUCCACAUGCCCGGUUUGGCCACUGUACAGCCAACACCACGCCUUUAAGCGCCUCUGGGCUGGCCGGAAUGACGCUGACUACCAAUACUACUGGCAGCAACAGCAGUAGUCUGGAUGACAGUCCCGACAGUAGCCUCCAUUGCGCCAAAAGUGGCAGCCGGUGUGCUGGUGGCCUGCAGCCGCAUGCCUACAAUAACCACACUUACCUUCACCAGCACCAGCACCAGCACCAACAAGUGUUUCCACCAGUCCGCAGCCAGCCUCUCCAGCCGCCAUCACAACAGCCUGCUCUCCCGGCGCAGCCGAAAAUGACGACCGGCCUGCUGUUUGGACAGACAAGUCCGCCGGACUACACGAAGCAGAGCCUCCGACACAACUUUUUCCCACAGGCCGGUAUGUGCCGAUACCCGCAUUCUGGAUCACUCCAGUGGUCUCGUCUCCUACCGCUGCAGCUGCCUCUGCCGCCUCCGCAACAGCUGAGCGCACUUUCGCCCACUCCGUCCCCACCGGCUUCCUACAACAUGCCCAUCCAACAGACCCAGCCUGCCGCAAAGCUGCCACAUCAGCCAGUCGCCAUGGCGACAUGUCCCGGCGAGGCGUUGACCACCGACUCCUCAUCUCUCGACCCCGGGCGACAACACUCCGGCGGACCGUUCUCGUAUGACUCCGUCGCCUCGGCCUCUUCCUCGUCUGCCUCGUCGCCACGCCAACGACCGGGGCAGGGAGAGGCGAACGCCGCCGCUGCCGCCGCCGCCGCCUUCGGCCAGCUGCUGCGGCCCGGGUUGGCCAGUCUCUCCGGCUUCUCGACCCGGUCGCCCCUGCCCAGCGCCCCUCCUUCGCUCGGCGCCGGUGUACCGCCCAAAGACGUGGCCACGGCGACGGCUGCGGCCGCCGCCGCCGCCGCCGCUGCUGCUGCCGCCUACAGUUUUGGGGUCGGAAGGCCGGGUUGCCGGGGCAAGAGUAGCCCGGCCAGCGCACCGGCCGGAGCAACCGGUCUGUCCUUCUCGGCCGGCUGGCCGCUCGGCUUCCUGUCGACGGCGGGUCAGAUGGCCACCAGCUCGGGCAGCAGUCCGGGCUCACAGGCGAGUCGAGCCACGUGA